AUGAACAAAUGGCUAUUCUCUACACUUGAUGACUCCUGCGACGCAGCUACUUCGCUGAGAUUACUGGCCAGUAAUAACCCGAGGUCCGCAGAGAUCAUGAUCCGUAAUGGAUUGUGUUCCGUAUUCGACAAGAUCCUGGAACAAGGGUCGAUGAGAGUUCAAGCAGAGGUGGCUUGUACCAUUUCAGUGUUAGCCUCGAGCUUCCCCGAGAGCCAAAAAUCCUUUCACAUGAAGGCAAUGGCAGCAAAAGCUUUGAAGGAGCUAGCCAAAGGAAACUCUACUAUCUGCAAAGAUUCUUGUAUUACUGCUGUGGCAGAGCAAGUCUCUCACUUGAGACACUCAGCUUUCAAGCGCAAAUCCCCCAUUUUCAAGGCCAUUGUUAAUCAAACCCAUAGGCUCACCGAAGAAAAUGGAGAUACGGUUUUACUUAUACCAUACAUCACAUUGAUAGGGAACCUCGCACGAGCUUUUAGAGCGUCUGAUACAUCAAUGAUUGAGCAAUUGGUGAAGCUUCUUGGUCAUCAAGAUCCAGAGAAGCAGUUUUAG
Molecule: messenger RNA, 546 nt
Organism: Arabis nemorensis
Lineage: Eukaryota; Viridiplantae; Streptophyta; Magnoliopsida; Brassicales; Brassicaceae
Source: the annotation of a GenBank genome assembly